Myzus persicae (green peach aphid) is the source of this 639-nucleotide messenger RNA. RefSeq lists its product as uncharacterized. The record is from RefSeq and is a predicted model, not a curated record. The annotation marks the transcript as partial. NCBI's taxonomy places the organism in Eukaryota, Metazoa, Arthropoda, Insecta, Hemiptera, Aphididae. The transcript has 3 exons.
UUAGAGACAUCCUCAAGACUAGGGCUAAAAAUGAAAACCAGCUUCUUAAAAAUAUAUAUGAUGAAGAGUGCCAAAGGCAUAAUGUUGCUGCAGCAUUAUACCCAUGGAAGACUGCAGAAAGUAUAAUGCGACAUGCACGUCGAAAUUCUUUGCCUCGGACACCAACAUCAUUGAAUGAACUAGCUGCAUAUUUUGAUAAUGAACCAAUCCCCAGAUUUGCAUGCUGCACCAGUUCUAUGUUUAGAGGUAGCGUAAUUGAUACCCUUGGUAAUAGAAGUGUGGUAUUUGCUUGUCCACUUCUAAUCCGUGCAGUACAGGAAAAUAAUAUUGACGAAAUACACGCAGACGCAACAUUUAAAAUAGUGCCUAGAAAUGUAGGAACACAGCUUUUAAGCAUACAUUGUAUGAUACAAAACUAUUCCAUACCAAUUAUUUAUGUAUUGAUGGAGUCUAAAUGUCGAGACUCGUAUGAUUGUGUUCUGGCUUUUGUAAAAAAUAAUUUGAUACCUAAUUUAACACCGAGCACAAUCAUCACAGAUUAUGAACCCGCACUAAGGGAUGCUUUGGUGUCUCAAUUUCCUGGAGCCCAAGCACAUGGGUGUUGGUUUCAUCAUAACCAGGUAAUUUGUGAUUCAGUCU